AUGGAGGCACGCAAACUCAUCCCGAAAGCGCUGUCACGGCGUCGAAGCAAGUCGCUUAGAAAGGAUGGCUCCAGUGCUCCUGGCAGCCCAAACAAGGACGCCAAUAGCCUGCUAGAGCCCAGUGACGCACGCGGACGAGGACGCACAUCGACACGACACAAUGGCAGCAGCAGGGGCAGUUCGAUAAAUAGAGACUUGGGAGAAGAUGAUACUGCUGAUGCGAAAAGCUUUAGCUCCAUGGCAUCCAGCAGCACAGGCUCACAUCGCCCCUCUACCAGCGCUCAUCCAACACGCCCAGGCAUUCCAUCCGCCCAUCCUUCGUUGAUUGGCUACUUGACGACGUCAUCUCCCGCCAUUCAAGCUGCGCAUCUCGACACGUCCUCCUCAUCGACGGGCUAUCGGCAACCAUCUCCCUCUGGCCGUAGUCCCUCCGCUAAACGCACUACCAGCUCUAGCGAAGCCGCGGCCACGCAAUCGCCAGAGCUUGCCGUGCCCGCCAAAACAGCCUCGCGCUUUUCAAACCCUCCAUCCGUCAAGAUUACAACCGAAACGCCACGCACUCCGCCUUCUGGCGACAAGCCAGCCCCUACCAUCAUCAGCACCCCUCCGACUCCCGUCGAACCCUUCCAAACAAGCGCAGCAUCGUCUCCGGACAAACGCUCGCCUUGGGGUGGGAAGCUCCCUACCCGAGGCGGCUCGCCUACUCGAUCCUCUACCUUCCACCAUCGGACGAAAUCCGGAUCUAGCACCACUGUUGUACCAAGCAAACUCUCGCAUAGCACAACACUUCCCACCACGCCAACCCCCGACGCUGUCGAGAACUCCAACGCCGGUGGUGGCUUCUUCUCAUCGGUCUUCUCUGCUGCGCAGAACGCGGCAACAACACUCACUUCGAUUCCGGGCACCAACAUUAGUCUGGGUAAUAGAAAGUCAUCCUCGAUUCCAAAGUCACAGAGCUUGCCAGCAUCAUCUGAUCUAGCCGACCCCGAAUCCCAUACUGAACCCUCGCAUGACGACGAUAUGGAACGGCCUAAAGGAUCUGCUGUGCAGACGCUUGGCACGGGUGAGCUUAGCCUCAGUCAACUUGGCCUAGCUGAGCCAGGUAGCAAUGUCGUUUCCCCAGCAAGCUUGAAGUUUCCCGAAAUUGUAGAUACACGACUACGAUCAGAAUCGGCGCCUGUCGAGUCAGCCCAUGCUGAUCCUCCUGCCAUUGAGGACCUACCGGGCAGUCGACCACGUUCUCUGCUCGAUGCUCCUAGUGGCGACGAGCGGGUAUCUACGCCAGAACCCGACCCCAAGGCCGCGGGCGUACAAAGGACCUCAAGUGUCCGUAGCGCAAUGAAGUCGCACCGAGGCCGUGGCAGUUCUGUCACUACUGGUGCUAUUAUUGCCGCAGGUGUAGCUGGAGCCAUGUCUAAUACUCCAUCCCUCUCAGUACCGAAGCUCACAGGCUUUGCCAUUGCCAGCAAGAAACGAAACCGCGAUUUCCACUCUUUCUUCAAAAGUGUUCCCGACGACGAUUACCUCAUCGAAGACUAUAGCUGUGCUUUGCAGCGUGAAAUUCUCGCACAUGGGCGACUAUAUGUGUCGGAAGGUCACCUCUGCUUCAGUAGCAACAUUCUUGGCUGGACUACCACAUUGGUUAUGAGCUUUGACGAGAUUGUUUCUGUCGAAAAGAGAAGCACGGCCCUCGUGUUCAAGAACGGAUUGAUGAUCUCAACCCUACAUGCAAAGCACAUUUUUGCUAGUUUCACCAGCAGAGACGCCACAUACGAUCUGAUUGUGAAUAUCUGGAAGCUUGGACACCCGACUCUGAAGAGCAGUCUCAACGGUGUGCAGCUCGAGGGUACAGGUGGAGACAAGACUGAAAAGAUUGAUGCUGAGCCGGACGACGAGUUGGGCAUCGAUGCCAACAGUGCUGCGGGAUCUGAUUCGGAGGCGUCCAGCGAUGAGGACGACGAUGACGAGUUUUAUGAGGAGGAUGACAUGGAUGGCGCGGCCGAUACGCAGCCAACCGACGUGAGCACCAUUGAAAACGAACGAGAGAAGCCCGUAUCACGAAAGGUCUCGUCAAUGACGACCAAUGGUGCCGCUGGCGAUGCAGAGAAGGACGCCCCAGGAUCGCCUGGACUUGGCGCCGACUUUCCCGGCCCAGCUACGCAUGCUCCCACAGAUUGUGGUGAUGCAGCUUCACACUACGACAAAUUUAUGUGUGAUGAAAUCAUCCCAGCCCCCUUGGGUAAAGUAUAUCAUCUACUAUUUGGCGCAGGCUCAACUGCCUGGCUCUCAAAGUUUCUUUCUAAUGACCAGAAAUGUUGGGACAUCACUCUGGACGAGAAAAAGGGCAUCAAUCUUGACAAUAAAACCAGAACAUACACUUACAUGAAGCCGCUCCCUGGUUCGUUUGGGCCAAAGCAGACUAAGUGUGUUGUGUCUGAAACCAUUGACACUCUAGACUUUGAAAAGUCCAUUAACAUUAGCGGAUCGUCGACUACUCCUGAAGUACCGUCUGGAAACGUGUUUGCCGUCAAGACCAAAUACUGUCUGUCUUGGGCAGAGAAGAAUGCAACCCGCCUGCAAAUCAACUGCACGGUGGAGUGGUCUGGCAAGAGUUGGAUCAAAGGCAUCAUUGAGAAGAGCGUUGAGGAUGGCCAGGGUAGUUACUGCAGAGAGCUGGCAGCAGCCGUAAAAGCAGCAGUAUCCGCUAGAGGCCGGGCAUCUACUCUUACAAAGUCGAAGAAGAAGAGCAGAAAGAGCAAGGCCAACUCGAUAUCAAAGGGUGCUGAUGAGAACGAUUCCAAGAAGGUUGUUGCUAACAAAUCCAACUGGGGCCCCCUUGAACCGGCUAGAAGCCUAUUGGAGCCACUCUUGGAUAUCUUGAAGCCGGCGAUGACGGGCAAUGUCAUGUACGGGUUGCUCGUUGGUCUGUUGGUGGCUUCAUGGUUUGGGUUUGGGUUUUCACCGAAUCGAUACCCGAACCAGUUCAGCAGAGAAUCGGACAUGUACGGGUCGGACCGAAUGAGCGCCUUUGAAGAAAUGUGGCGACGAGAGGAUAGCCAGCUGUGGGACUGGCUUGAGGAACGAUCUGGGCUCGAGCGCUUGGGUUCGGAGGCUUUGCAGAUCCGAAAGCGCGCCAUGGAGCCACAAUCGGUCGAGGAGAGGUUGCGAGAGGCUCGCAUGGAUGAGCGAGACGUCCAAGAGGCCAUCCGAGUGACGGAGGAAAAGCUAAAAAUUCUACGUCAAGUCGUGAGCCACGGCAAGCAAGACGUGGCUAGCGAUGGACCAGUUUAA
This is a messenger RNA of [Torrubiella] hemipterigena, 3291 nucleotides long. Lineage: Eukaryota; Fungi; Ascomycota; Sordariomycetes; Hypocreales; Clavicipitaceae. The record is from the annotation of a GenBank genome assembly.